Peromyscus maniculatus bairdii (prairie deer mouse) is the source of this 1231-nucleotide messenger RNA. The record is from RefSeq and is a predicted model, not a curated record. NCBI's taxonomy places the organism in Eukaryota, Metazoa, Chordata, Mammalia, Rodentia, Cricetidae.
AUCCUCCCGCUCCCCGCCUCACCCCCCUCACCCCCCGCCUUUGCAGGAUAGCAUUAAGGAGAGGGCGCGAGACAGGCAUAGACAGGGAUGUAAUUUCAGCCAAAGUAAGGAGAAGAAAAAGUGAAAUGGUGGAAUUGGUGACUAGGAUGGUCAAGAACGGCUGCUAUGGCGAAAAGUGUGAGAAAUUAGUCGAGCUGAGAUGGGAGAUAGUUCGAGUAUCCUAGGAAAAAGAAGAGAUAAGUACAGAACUCCUGACAGCCUGAGAGGACCUAUAGGGGCCCUUCCAUAAGUACCUCUUUCUGUUCAAGAAAAGCACCUGGAUUACAGCCUACUGGAGCCUUGUGAAUGUGCAGAACUAGAAUAUUUUCAGUAAAGCAUAUGAAAGUCGUUUUUGAAGUUGGAAGUCGGAUUGCAGACCGUGUGUAUGACAUAGCCAGAGAUUUCCCUCUUGCGCUGGACGUGGGAUGUGGAAGAGGCUACAUAGCACAACAUUUGAAUAAGGAGACCGUGGGAAAGAUUUUUCAAACAGACAUUGCAGAACAUGCUUUGAAAAAUUCCUUAGAAACAGAUAUUCCUACUGUGAAUAUUUUAGCUGACGAAGAAUUCCUUCCCUUCCAAGAAAACACAUUUGACCUGGUGGUUAGCAGCUUAAGUUUGCACUGGGUGAAUGACCUUCCUAGAGCACUUGAACAGAUUCAUUAUGUCUUAAAACCAGAUGGGGUGUUUGUUGGUGCGAUGUUUGGAGGUGACACGCUCUAUGAACUUCGGUGUUCGUUACAGUUAGCAGAAACAGAAAGGGAAGGAGGAUUUUCCCCACACAUUUCUCCUUUCACUGCUGUCAGUGACCUAGGACAUCUGCUUGGGAGAGCUGGCUUCAAUACUCUGACUGUGGAUACUGAUGAAAUUCAAGUUAACUAUCCUGGAAUGUUUGAAUUGAUGGAAGAUUUAAAAGGUAUGGGUGAGAGCAACUGUUCUUGGAACAGAAAAGCUCUGCUGCACCGAGACACUAUGCUGGCAGCUGCAGCGGUUUACAGAGAAAUGUACAGAAAUGAAGAUGGUUCCAUACCUGCCACAUACCAGAUCUACCACAUGAUAGGAUGGAAAUACCAUGACUCUCAGGCAAGGCCAGCUGAAAGAGGUUCUGCAACUGUGUCAUUUGGAGAGCUAGCAAAACUAAAUGAUGUCAUGUCACAAGGAAAAAAACAAUAAAUAUUAUUUUAUUCAAUUGUAA